This is a messenger RNA of Lates calcarifer (barramundi perch), 3553 nucleotides long. RefSeq names its product caspase recruitment domain family, member 14 (gene card14). The transcript has 20 exons. Bases 180 to 3134 code for a protein of 984 amino acids. Gene Ontology annotation, molecular function: protein binding. Gene Ontology annotation, biological process: regulation of apoptotic process. NCBI's taxonomy places the organism in Eukaryota, Metazoa, Chordata, Actinopteri, Centropomidae. The record is from RefSeq and is a predicted model, not a curated record.
UUCAUCCAGUAAUGUUUGCUGUUCUGCCUGCUUCCAGGAAUGAGUCUGUGACAACUGUCUUUCCAGCGUUGGGUGUGUGUUCUCUCUGUCUGCUUCAGCUGUGUUUGCCGUCUCAGCAGCAGCAGACAAUUAUCACUCUUUGAAACAUACCCCCCCACACACACACACACAAACUCUGGAUGGCAGGGGAGUGUGUGCCCUGUGAGGGUCCUGACCCGAAAGAGAUGGGCGAGGAGGAACUGUGGGAACUGAUCAACGACAACCGCCACCGGAUCUCCUUGGGGGUGCGACCGUGCAUCCUGAUCCCGUACCUGAGGCAGGCCAGGGUGCUCACUGAGAUGGAUGAGGACGAGAUCCUGUCCUGCCACAACCUCACCAACCGCUGCAUGAGAACCAGCUACAUGCUAGAUCUGCUGAGGACUCAGGGGAGGAACGGUGCUGUGGCUUUGCUGGAUGGCCUUAUGAUCCACUACCCAACCCUGUACACCCAAGUCACGGGACGCAAACCCAGCACUGAGCCCUCAAGAUUCAGCGGCUUGAUAAAGUACUCAGAGCUGACAGAGUAUCUGGUGAGAGCAGUAACAGGGAUGCAGAAGGAGCUACAGGAGGCACAACGUGAAGCCAGCAGAGUGACUGCACGCUGCACCACCCUGGAGUCAGAGAUUGGACAGAUAAUGGAGCAGGAGGAGAAGUCCAGGUGCCUUCAGGCUGAAAAUGAACGCAUGCGGAGACAUUUGUGUUCUUUGCAACGAGAAGUCACCAAGCUGAAGGAUGAAAAGUGUGACUUGUAUAUGCGCUACACUGCGGCCAUUGAGGAUAAGUCAGCUGUGAACAAGCGCCUCCAUGACCUCAACCUGCAGCAGGUGUACCAGCUGCAAACUGAGCUGCAGAAAGCCCAAAUAGAGAAUGAGUUCCAGAGGAAGCACUCACUCAAGUGUGCCUCUCUUGCUGAGAUGCCACAACUGCAGGAGGAAGUCCAACUGCGCUACCAGCUAGUGAAAACAGAACAACUGGACCCAGCUCAUCAGGACAUCCUGGCCCACGACCUGGCUGAGGCCAUAGACAGCCAAGUGGAACUUGCAGAGCAGCUCAGGUGCUACAGGGAGGAGAAUGAACAGCUGCUCAAAGAGAAACAAGGGCUCAUGGAUCAGAAGGAGUGCCUGAGCCUUCAGGUGCAGCAGCUAACCCUGGACUGUAACAUGCUGCAGCAGAAGAGCACUGUGGUCCACAAUCAGAUGAGGGAGCUGCAGGCAGAGAGAGACCAGGCGUACCUGUCCAGAGAUGAGGCCCAGACCAUGAUUGCCCGCGUCCUGGCUGAGAAGGACACCCUGAGGUGCCAGCUGGUGGAGCUCCAGGAGAGGGUCUUCAGCCCGAAGGCCAAAUGCAGCCCCAGAGAGCAACGCCAGAGCUCUGAUGAGACAGAGGGCGGCUGGGAAAGCCUUAGGUCCAGCUCUGACGAAUCUUCAUCACCAAAUAGACGCAGACUUCGCCGCAUGGAUGCAGUGAAUCCCAUGUCCCUGAGCUCCUGCCCAUCAGAGGGUGAAGAUGCUGUAGCAAGCAGUAUCCGAUCCCGAAAUGCAGAGCCACCCAGUUCAGAUUCCCUUCGCAGAAGGGAGAAAGCUCUAUAUGAAGACAGCAGUUUGGAAACAGCAGAGACUGAUUCUCUAUUGGAUGACUUUGUGUUCCUCCCCAAUUUUGGGAGUGGAGACAUGCAGACUCCCAGGCUAUGCCCUUCUAAAGGCUCCACCUCUGACAGCCUGUCCAGAACAUCACCCCCUCCUUUCCUGAUGCGUUCCCGUCCCAAAGCUAUUCGCAUCAACGGCCGUGUUCUCAGCAUCUCCCUCCAGGGGGAGGCGCUGCUCAGCCAGCUGGCACUGGUGGGGGGGAAUAAGACAGGAGUGUUUGUUCACCAGGUGACAGAGGGGAGCCCUGCCCAUACUGUUGGCAUUGGCCCUGGGGCACAGAUAGUGGAGGUGAAGUAUGAGCAGAACCAGAAGGCUCUAAGGAUGGUGCUGGAGGAUUCCACUUUAGAGGAAGCCAUGUGGGCUCUUGGACAGGUUACGGGCCUCUGCCACCUCUCCCUGCGUCCCAGGCAAGAUGACUAUGAGGCGCUGCUGAAGCAGCUGCAGAACAGUGAGAUAUCAUCAGGAGAUUCCUUCUAUGUGCGUGUCAACCUUUCUCUGCCUGUUGGCCCCAACGCAACCCUGGCUGUGUCCUGUAACGACAUCCUACAUGUGACCAACACACGGCCCGCUGGCACUGAGGACUCAUGGCACGCAAGCCAAGUGCACCCCUGUCAGCUACUAGACCUCCAGAGUGGAACUGUACCUAACUAUUACAGGGCACAGCGACUUCUGAUUCGAGUAAUUGAGGACAUGAGCUUUCAAACAAAGAAGUGUCAGAAGGCUGGUCGUGUGGGAGCACAAAAUAAAGAGAAGGCAGUGAGGAUUGUGAGCACCGGGCGCCACGGCAGGAACCCGCUGUGGGUCAGUGUGGAGAAUGAAAAGACCAAGAACACAGAGUCAAGUGAUACAUUUGCACCCAAAAGUUGUGUAACCCUCAUGCCCUACACCCUGGUCACACCCCGCUACCCACCCAUCUGCAGACCCGUCCUGUUGCUGCCCACCAUCCUGGGACGCAUUCUAGACAAGAAGCUGGCAGGGUGGCAGGGCUUUCAGCUCUGUGAACAUGAGGUGCUGAGCCCCUGUGAGCACGCAGCCCGGCUACAGAGGUCUGAGAUCCUGGAGGAAUGCGAGCAGGGAAGAAACUGCUGCUACACCCUGCAAAGUGUCGAGAAAGUCAUGAAGAAGGGGAUUCACUGUGUGCUGCCGUUGGGCCUGGACUGUGUGCGUCGGCUACACCGGGCCGAGAUCUUCCCUAUUAUCAUCUUUAUCAGCCAGUCUGCACGGAGUGCACGUAAACUGAAGUCAAAGCUGCAGCGCCAUGGGCAGUCUGAGGAGCAGCUACUGGCGUGUUCAAGGAGCGAGGAGCCGCUGCUAGACAAGCUGCCGUGUCUGUAUCACAGCGUGGCUCCUGACUCCUGGUGUGACCAGACCUCCCUGCUGACCAGCCUGCGCACGAUCAUCUGGGAAGAGCAGAAGAAGAUUGUCUGGGUGGAGCCUGACCUGUGGUGAAAGACAGAGUAGAAAGGAAAAGAAUCUUAGAAAAGACAGAAAAUCUGUUUUCUCGCUUUUUUGUUAUGAUAUUAGAGAGAACAUAUUAAUAUGACAAACUUUACAAGAGAUCUUUUUGUAAACAUGAGUAUGUAUCUGUGAUACUUCUGAAUAACUGGGUGACUUGACUUUCAUAAUGUGAUACAGGAAAAUACAUUUAAAGAGUGUAUGUAGCUGUAUCAUUAUUUACUAUACCCAAAACAUCUUCUAGAAUGCGUUGCCUCCUGUUUUGAGGCUCUCGUUUAAAACAAACACAAGUGUGAACACAAACACUGAUAAAAACAUACUGUAAUGACUUGUAUGUACUGUGUCUCUACAAUAUGUUGUAGAUCAUUUCCCACUAUGAGGGAUUUCCUUUUAAAUAAAUAUUUCCAGCCUUU